CCAGCCUCAAGACUCGAGUGCUUAAAAUAACGGACUCACAAGAGUGACACUCCCAAUAACCCAUCAAUGAUUCAGAAAAGAAGAGUUUGUGAGAGUCGAUCUAACAAGAAAAUGAGGGAUGUGGAACGAAGAUUAAGCCAGAAGCGAAUGAUUUCAAAGUUUUCGGAAUUUUGGAUAAUAUCUAUAGCCUUGUUUUUCUCUUCUUGUUAGUUUAAUCUUCUAUCUGUCUCUCACACAAGACAAGCAAAUCUGGAUUUGAGAAAAAUCCGAAACAUUUCAGAUACUUUUCUCUCUAUUCAGUCUUUGCUAUAUGAUUGGCUCGCCAUUUGGAUUUGUUCCUCAGAUUUCCACAACCAGAGAUUUAGUGUAAUCUUCUAGUACCUUCUUAGAUUUUGCUCUUGGAUUUUGAUUCCGAAUGUUGGGUGUGAUAUCAAAUGUGAGAUCUCUAUCCCUACAAGUCUGGGGAUCUGUUGUCUGCUUAAAAAUUUGGUCAUGAAAGAGACAAAAACUGUGCAUGAUGUAAAGAAUUAGAUGGAAUAUAACAACGAUGACUCAAGAAGAUCAAAUCCAAAACUGUGACAAUAGUUAUGGUGGUGAUGACAUUGGAGGCAAUUGUAGUAGGCCAUGCAAAAAGCCGAAGCAGAAGAAGAUCCCAAAAAGAGGACUUGGGGUAGCUCAGCUUGAGAAAAUAAGGGUUAAGGAACAGCAAAACAAAGACGAAGCUCCAGCAUCUCCUGCAAUUUUAUCAUCACUAUCUUCCGCAUCAUCAAGCAAAUCUCCCUAUCUGACUCGUUCGAUUCCAAAUUUUCGUCACUAUAAUCAACCCUCCUCUUCUGCAAUCUCAUUUCCUGCGGGGUCGCCUCUUUCACUGCAAAAGGUGGAUGCUAAAGCGUCAAGCACUGUUAUAAUUCCAGGCCAUGGGACUGUAUCAAAGUGUUGGAGCUCCCAUGAGAAUGAUUUUGAGAAGGAGAGCUUUGGUGUUGAACCUGGGUUGGUUUUUCUGCCUCAUGAAUCAAAUUCCAACUCCAUUAGGCCUCUCCCAAAAUGGUUGCAAAGAACACAACCACAUGAACAGCCUUCUUCUUCAAUGGUGAAUGCCUCAUCAGGGACUUCAUCAAUACCUUCACUUCGAUGCUCAAUGGAGCCCCCUUCAAACCAAAACUGCACUGGGCACUGGAUGCCUUUGCAGCCGGAAGAGAAGAUGAAUGGCAUGAAAAGGCCACACUCCUUCUCCCUGGAUGUCCCACCUGCCCCUUUUAGUUUUAGAUUGCCUACCUUCGCUGCUCCUAUGAAAAUGAAUGAAACUCCUUCUCGGAGUGGAAGCGGAUUUAACUAUGCUGCCAAUGCAACUAAUUUCAGAGAAGCCCCUUCCUCUUCGACAUCCAACUUAGAGCCAAAUUCAAAGAGAAGAAAUACAGAAAAUGAGAAUUUCAAUGGAGACUUUCUCACACUGGCUCCUCCAACAUCUACUUCAUUAUGUCCGCCUUCAAACUCCAAGUCUCCUUCAACGUCUAUAAAGUCUCUAUCUUGUCAGGGGAUUAUCGAAGAUCAAAUUACUCAAUUGCCAGGGUUCAGUGGACUCAAUCAAAUGCAGCAACCGUUAUAUAACUUCUUCCCACCAGUUGCAAAAGCCAAGACAACUGCCAGAAUUCAGAAUGGUAAUGAAGUGGGAGAAAAUGUUGAUUUAAAUUUGAAGGAUGAAUCACGAUGGGCAAUGAUAAAGACAAACUUCUGCACGUGGCUCGGGGAGAUACGAGGUAUCUGGCUACAUCCUCCGAACGAAACCUCGCACCCUAUUUCUCCUUUCGCUUUUCUGUCCUUUUACUUAUAUGAAAAUAAAAAAUUCACACGAGCACCAGCGCUCUUUGAAACAUAAGCUUCAUCAUCUCGACCAUAAAUGUCCAUUCAGAUAGAUAAUUUGUUUUUGGGUUAAAAAAAAAAAAAAAACCACGCACACACACGCACACGUCCAUGUACAUGGAGCUUCUCACACCUAACAAGGCUGCAAAUAUAGAGCACUCUCAGGGAACAGCAUGACAACAAAACAUCCCAACGCUGGUAAAAACAAAAAAACAAAAAAAAAAAAACAAAAACAAAAACAAAAACAAAAACAAAAACAAAAACAAAACAAAA
This is a messenger RNA of Prosopis cineraria, 2133 nucleotides long. RefSeq lists its product as uncharacterized. The record is from RefSeq and is a predicted model, not a curated record. Gene Ontology annotation, molecular function: DNA-binding transcription factor activity. The coding region runs from base 548 to 1876 and encodes 442 amino acids. The transcript is spliced from 6 exons. NCBI's taxonomy places the organism in Eukaryota, Viridiplantae, Streptophyta, Magnoliopsida, Fabales, Fabaceae.